This is a messenger RNA of Pelecanus crispus (Dalmatian pelican), 488 nucleotides long. The record is from RefSeq and is a predicted model, not a curated record. NCBI's taxonomy places the organism in Eukaryota, Metazoa, Chordata, Aves, Pelecaniformes, Pelecanidae.
CAACUCACAGGUUUUUCAGCCGUACGUGUUGCGAACUCGCAGGAACAGUACAACAGUUAUGAGCCGUCACAGUAUGUUGUUGUCAUCAUCUCCUAUUCGUAUUCCUAGUAGCCGACUUCAUCAGAUCAGAAGGGAGGAAGGAGUGGAUUUAAUGAACAGAGAAACAGCACAUGAAAGGGAAGUGCAAACAGCAAUGCAGAUAAGCCAGUCAUGGGAGGAAAGCUUAAGCCUGAGUGACAAUGACUUGGACAAGUCUGAGAAAUCUUCCUCCCCAAAGAGAAUAGACUUCAUUCCAGUUUCGCCUGCACCUUCACCUACAAGAGGAAUAGGAAAGCAAUGUUUUUCACCAUCAUUGCAAAUGUUUGUGAGCAGUAAUGGAUUACCUCCAAGUCCUAUUCCCAGUCCAACAAGGCGAUUCUCCAACAGGAGGAGUCAAAGUCCAAUCAACUGCAUCAGGCCCAGUGUUCUUGGCCCCAUUAAAAGAAAAG